This is a messenger RNA of Rhipicephalus microplus (southern cattle tick), 1345 nucleotides long. It is a transcript of the gene DCTN5-p25, whose product is annotated as Dynactin 5, p25 subunit. The record is from RefSeq and is a predicted model, not a curated record. Gene Ontology annotation, cellular component: dynactin complex. Lineage: Eukaryota; Metazoa; Arthropoda; Arachnida; Ixodida; Ixodidae.
UGUAAACAAACGCCCGAAGCAGCUGCUUUGGGCCGCGGCCGUUGAGAGUUUCUUCAAAAUUCGUUUUAGGGUGUCGUGCAUCACACACAUUAAGCGCGUUUAACUCGCAAUAAGCGUUUAAGCUAGUCAACGCUCCAUAUCGCGAGCGCAGUAUGUUUCCUGUGCACGCGCGUGAGGUUAACGCACCGGAACGUAGUACAACUCCGGUAAACGCAAUUUAAGCCUAAAUUGGCGCUGUCAACGAAAGGACGCAUCGGCGCUACCGUUUGGGAACCAAUUAACUAACAUAACUUAUUCGAACGGUAGUGUUCAUUUUGACCUGGUUUAUUUUCGUAGCUUUAGCUGACGCAUAACCACCGGGCUAAAUACUGCCAUGAAAAUGAGGUCAUGUGGCAAUGUUGAUCAUUGAAUGGUUUUCUCUAUGGUGAAUAUAUGCAGGUGCGCAGGGUUUCAAUGCUUUUACGGCUUAAUAAAUUCUCUGUACGUUUAAGAAAGAUUUCUGUGCAUCACUUUGCAUAUUUAACUUAUUUAGCAGGAAGUAGUAAACAUGUAGAGAAAUGACAACACUAACCUCCCGACUCCCUUGUGGCUGCGGCUUCGGCUCCUUUGCUCCCAAUGAAUCGUAAAAUGGCCGCCUAGUUUGUUUUCACAGGUGGGCGGCGGUUAGUUUCACCUUAGGAGGGAUUAAUUCUCGCUGACUCCUUCGUACCACUAGUUGUUUCGCUCGGAAGACGAAUCAUCCAAGACUCGGCGAUUGCAAUGGACGUCGUCGAUGUGUGGUACAACAAGCAAGACUACAUAGAAACUGCUUCCGGGAACAAAGUGAGCAGGAACUCUGUUCUCUGCGGUAGCCACAACAUUGUUCUCAACGGAAAGACAAUAAUUCAAUCCGAGUCCAUCAUACGCGGGGACCUCGCGAAUGUCCGGAUUGGUCGCCACUGCGUCAUAAGUAGCCGUUCAGUCAUCAGGCCUCCCUUCAAGAAGUUCAGCAAAGGCGUGGCCUUCUUUCCACUUCAUAUUGGCGACCACGUCUUCAUCGGCGAAGACACUGUCGUCAAUGCGGGUCAUGUCGGCUCUUACGUCUACAUUGGAAAGAACUGCGUUAUAGGGCGGCGGAGUGUGCUCAAGGACUGUUGCAUGAUUGAGGACAACACUGUGCUGGCACCCGAGACCGUUGUACCCGCGUUUGCCGUGUUCUCGGGGUCUCCAGGUCUCUUCACCGGCGAACUCCCAGAGUGCACGCAAGACCUGAUGACAAACUACACUAAGGCAUACUAUCAUCAUUUCAGGCCAUCGGAGAAUGCUACAGGCUAGCUUCAAAAAUGUUUUUGUAUUAUUUAAGAAU